Loxodonta africana (African savanna elephant) is the source of this 2233-nucleotide messenger RNA. It is a transcript of the gene RNLS, whose product is annotated as renalase, FAD dependent amine oxidase. Gene Ontology annotation, molecular function: oxidoreductase activity, acting on NAD(P)H. The transcript has 7 exons. The record is from RefSeq and is a predicted model, not a curated record. The coding region runs from base 839 to 2068 and encodes 409 amino acids. Lineage: Eukaryota; Metazoa; Chordata; Mammalia; Proboscidea; Elephantidae. Gene Ontology annotation, cellular component: extracellular region.
ACUGAUAGCAACCCUAUAGGACAGAGUAGAACUGCCCCAUAGGGUUUCCAAGAAGUGCCUGGUGGAUUUGAACUGCUGGUCUUUUGGUUAGCAGCCAUAGCUCUUAACCACUAUGCCACCUGGGUUUCCUCUUUUUCCCUUAGCAUUUUGUAAAUAGCAUGAUUUGUUGGACCAGUGAAGACCCUCAUGUCGUUACUGAAACUUGUACAAAGAUUAUUAAGAAAAACAACUUAAAAAGGAGAAUCACAGUGAUUUGGCAGUUUUUAGUCAAUCUGUGAAUAUGUGAAGCUUUUAAUGAUUUUACCCAUUUGUAAUAUCUACAUAUACUGAUUGGAGCCCUGGUGGGGCAAUUGUUAAGAGUUAUGGUUGCUAACCAAAAGGUUGGCAGCUCAAACUCACCAGCCUCGGAAACUCUGUGGGACAGUUCUACUCUGUCCUAAAACAUCACCAGGAGUCAGAAGCAACUCAACCACUACAGAUUUGGGUUUUUUUUUGGUAUAGGUACUGACGAUUCUGUAACACCCCCAGGACUCAGGCCAGCAUAGCUCUGGUAGCAUGCUUGCCUGUUUCCCACUUUUGUCCCUUGGAACAUAUGCCCAAUAAAAUUUUUCUUCUUGCUUUACUGUAAUUUCGGGGUGAUUUUAACCUAGGACAAAGUCAGCAUCAGCCCUGUGGUGCGGCGAGCUCUCACACUGUAAUCUGCACAAUUUCCAGGAUUUUCGGGGGGCGGGGGCAGGCCAUAGUAGAGAAUUUAUCUGAACACAUCCACUUGUCUUGGAAGCGAGCUCCAGGCCUUCAAACCAAGGGGGGGAAGCCCAGCUUCCCCGCAGCCCACAGGAUGGCUUUUUGUCCUCUUGUCCUCCGGGCGGACAUACCUCUCAGCUCCAAUCGCCUCUUCUCUGCCACCUGCAGGUCGUUUUCAGGGACUGCUCAAGGGACGGGUACGCUUGGAGCGGGGAGUCCAGAGAACACUUGCUCGGGUUCAGCCGCGUUUCCACAGACUCCAGGCCCUCCCGCCUCUCCUCCAAGACCCCGAGCCAUGGCGCGGGUGCUGAUUGUGGGCGCGGGGUUAACAGGAAGCUUGUGCGCCGCGCUCCUGAGGAGGGAGGCGUCCUGUCCUUUGCAACUCUCUGUGUGGGAAAAGUGUGGGGACUCAGGGGGAAGAAUGACUACGACCACUAGUCCUUAUAAUCAACAGUGUACAGCCGAUUUGGGUGCUCAGUACAUCACCUGCACUCCUUAUUAUGCCAAAAUACACCAAAGUUUUUAUGAUGAACUGUUAGCUCAUGGUGUUUUGAAGCCUCUGACUUCUCCUAUCGAAGGAAUGGUGAUGAAAGAUGGAGACUUGAACUUUGUGGCACCUCAAGGAGUUUCUUCAAUUAUUAAGCAUUACUUAAAAGAAUCAGGUGCAGAAGUCUGCUUCAGACACGGUGUAACCCAGAUCAACCUGAGAAAUGAUAAGUGGGAAGUCUCCAGGGAAACAGGCUCUCCUGAGCAGUUUGAUCUUGUUGUCCUCACUAUGCCUGUUCCUGAGAUUCUGCAGCUUCAAGGUGACAUCGAGAACUUAAUUAGUGGAUGCCAAAGGCAGCAACUGGAGUCUGUGAGCUACUCCUCUCGCUACGCCCUGGGCCUCUUUUAUGAAGCUGGCUUGAAGAUUGAUGUCCCAUGGGCUGGGCAGUACAUCACCAGUAAUCCCUGCAUACGCUUCAUCUCCAUUGAUAAUAAGAAGCGCAAUAUAGAGUCUCCAGACGUCGGGCCUUCCCUAGUGGUUCACACCACUGUCCCAUUUGGAGUUACGUACUUGGAACACAGCACUGAGGAUGUGCAGGAGUUAAUCUCCAGGCAAUUGGAAAGCAUUUUGCCAGAUUUGCCUCAGCCACUUGGUACGAAAUGCCAGAAAUGGAGAUAUUCACAGGUUACAAGUGCUGCUGCCAACUGUCCUGGCCAAAUGACUCUUCAUCUCAAACCUUUCCUUGUGUGUGGAGGGGAUGGCUUUACUCAGUCCAACUUUGACGGCUGCAUAACUUCUGCCAGAUGUGUUUUGGAAGCUUUAAAGAAUCAUAUUUAGUACCAGUAUCCUUACUCUCUACAUGUACCUUGGGGUUUUGUUUUCACAAUUUUCUGUUAUUCAUUAUUUUGUUUUCUAUUUCUUUGAGAGAAAUGACUGGAAAAUUGUUCUCCACUUAUUGUCAUUUUUCAUAUGAAGUAUAAAAUCAAUUUUAUAACACUGAUA